AUGCAGACGUCACACACUCUCUUUCUCUCUCUCUCUCUCUCUCUCUCUCUCUCUCUCUCUCUCUCACACACACACAUACACACGUUUUCAUUAGAUCAUUGGCUUAUCAAGGUAUUUUGUUGGACAUCACUGACAUUAUCUCUUCUCGGCUCCAUCUACAUUCUCGUUAAAAACAAAAAAACGGUGUACUCGGCCUGCCUGCCCCGCACCCACCACCACCACCACCACUCCAUGCGAGCCAUCAUGAUGAACGAUGGAAGAACUCCGCUGGAAGAGGUGCACAACCUACUCGAGGAAGAACGUUGA
This is a messenger RNA of Helobdella robusta, 306 nucleotides long. RefSeq lists its product as hypothetical. Bases 1 to 306 code for a protein of 101 amino acids. The transcript has 2 exons. The record is from RefSeq and is a predicted model, not a curated record. NCBI's taxonomy places the organism in Eukaryota, Metazoa, Annelida, Clitellata, Rhynchobdellida, Glossiphoniidae.